ACGGGUACGCUUGGAUGAGGAAGUGGUGCUCAUAACUGGAGGUGCAGGUGGUCUUGGCAAGUCCAUUGCACAGCACUUCGGUGCAUUGGGUGCUACGGUUGUGUUGUGGGAUCACAACCUGAGCUUAUUAGCCGAAACUAGAGACCAGCUUAAAAAUGAUGGCAUUAAAGUAGAAGCAGUUUUCUUGGAUCUGAGAGACAAAGACUCUAUCAAGGACUGUGCAGAACAUCUACAGAAGCGUAGAGAUGUGACAGUGCUAGUCAACAAUGCGGGAGUGGCGUCAGUGAAGCCCUUGUUGGAGUUGACAGAUGAACAGAUCUCCAGUACCUUUGACGUGAAUGUACUGUCGCAUUUCCACACGGUGAGAGCCUUCCUUCCCGCAAUGAUGCGGCGGCAAAAGGGACACAUCAUAACCAUCGCCUCAGUGCUUAGCCAUAUUGGCGCACGGAACUUGACCGAUUAUUGUUCCUCCAAAGCAGCGGUGUCCGGAUUCCAUGAGGCUCUGGCAGUCGAACUGUCUGUCACUGCACCUGCUAUCAGCACCACUAUUGUGAAGGCUGCCACACUGACCACAGCAAUGUUUGAGGGCACAAAAACUCCACCCGGCAUAAGCGCGAUUGAUCCGGAGGAUGUGGCUCGUGCCAUAGUGGAUACAGUUUUAGCAGUCUCAGCUGGGUGCUCCACCACGCUUAUUCUGCCCGCGUUGUUCUACACAUGGCCUGUGUACGCCGCACUGCCAACGGGUGUGAAGGUGUGGCUCAUGCACAUCACAGGUGCAGUGCAGUCACUCAGCGAUGUCACGGGAACGCAAUAGCGCACACAAAGCACUCAAGCAAUGUGGUCGUCAUGUGAGAUGUGUGGCAUGUUGACUUACUGCCAACGGGUGUGAAGGUGUGGCUCAUGCACAUGACAGGCGCAGUGUAGUCACUCAGCGAUGUCACGGGAAAGCAAUAGCGCACACCAAGCACUCAAGCAAUGUGGUCGUC
Messenger RNA from Sphaeroforma arctica JP610, 986 nucleotides. RefSeq lists its product as hypothetical. The transcript has 6 exons. The annotation marks the transcript as partial. NCBI's taxonomy places the organism in Eukaryota, Ichthyosporea, Ichthyophonida. The record is from RefSeq and is a predicted model, not a curated record. Gene Ontology annotation, molecular function: oxidoreductase activity, acting on the CH-OH group of donors, NAD or NADP as acceptor.